Rhizophagus irregularis DAOM 181602=DAOM 197198 is the source of this 472-nucleotide messenger RNA. RefSeq lists its product as uncharacterized. Gene Ontology annotation, cellular component: RNA polymerase I complex; RNA polymerase II, core complex; RNA polymerase III complex. Gene Ontology annotation, biological process: DNA-templated transcription. Gene Ontology annotation, molecular function: DNA binding. Lineage: Eukaryota; Fungi; Glomeromycota; Glomeromycetes; Glomerales; Glomeraceae. The record is from RefSeq and is a predicted model, not a curated record.
UGAAUGCUGCAUGAAGGAUGGUUUAAUUGUUAAAGAAUCGAUGAUGUUUCAAGUCCAAAAGAAUGAUAACCCUAAUGAGCAAUUACUUGUGACAUUUCCUGAUGAAAAGCCUGUUGGUGUAAAGUACCUUAAAAUUUUAUGCUAACGGAUGGUGGACUCAAAAGUAUCAUUGUAUUCCUCGGUACUCUAACUGCAGCAGCUAAUAAGGCGAUACAAGUUAUAAACACAAGAGAAAAUAGACACUAUGAAGUUGAUACUUUCUCGGAAGCAGAUUUGAUGAUUAAUAUCACAUCGCAUCAACUUGUGCCCAAACAUUAUGUUCUUUCCGAUAAAGAAAAAAAGACUUGCUAAAUAUUGAUUGAAGGAAACCCAACUUCCUCACAAGCAACAGAUCCGAUCGCAAAUAAAAUAUUACGGUUUAAAAAGAGGACAGGUUUUUAAGAUAAUGAGAACUAGUGGACGAUAUGUUACU